This is a messenger RNA of Funneliformis geosporum, 639 nucleotides long. Lineage: Eukaryota; Fungi; Glomeromycota; Glomeromycetes; Glomerales; Glomeraceae. The record is from the annotation of a GenBank genome assembly.
AUGUCUACACACAAUCCUCAAGAAUCCGCUAAUACUCCUAGUGAGACUAUUUAUCAUACGCCCUCUUCGCCUUCAAAUAACAUGUCAGUUAUUAACAACAAUCAAUCUUUACAAGAUACUCAAAACACUCAAUCUCCUUCUCAUGAAGCUGAAUGGUCAUUCUAUUACAGGCCAAACAACGAUGUUCAAAUUUACCUUAUUAUUUAUAAAGAAAUAACCUUAAAUGAGCUCAUUUCUCAAUUAUUAAUUAAUAACUUAUACCCAUCUAAUGAUCGUCUUUGCUCAAACAAUCUUUUUACAUUUUAUUUUCAACAUCCUAAUGAUCAAAAAAUUUAUAAAGUUGUUUGUGAAAUGAUUUCACAUUCAAAUAUAGUUCAAUAUUUAAACUUUAACAUUCUUGGUUUAAGACAAAAUGAACAGCAGCAAAAACAACCCUUGGAGUUUUCGAAUAGACAUAAAGAAACUCUCGAGUUCCACUUGAGACAAUUCCUUACCGAUAAUUUGGUAUCCAACAGUAUUGGUGAUGGUUCUAAUUCGAGUUUGAAUAAUAACGAUAAUACUUUCCAACAAAAUACGGCAGUUCAAAGUGGAGAUUAUCAACCUCAACAAGGAGGUUCAUUUAAUCUCGGCCAGAAUUAA